AUGGCUGAAACGAGCAACGGUGUGUCUGAUGCUCAGGAUCUUAAUGGCAAGAUACAAACCACUGGAGAGACAAAUUCUGAUCGAAACAUCGAGAUUUCAAACCGCACAAGACUACUCCGCGAUACAUUAGAGCUACUUGUUGAUAGGUCUGACGAGCAGAGAAAACAAUGCGAUCAGUUAUCGCAUGAAAAUCGAUAUUUGCAAGAUUAUAUCGAAAACUUGAUGUCACAGGGAAACGUUCUGGAUAAAUGA
Molecule: messenger RNA, 252 nt
Organism: Lachancea sp. 'fantastica'
Lineage: Eukaryota; Fungi; Ascomycota; Saccharomycetes; Saccharomycetales; Saccharomycetaceae
Source: the annotation of a GenBank genome assembly